AGUGCUGAGGGAGCGCCGCACUGUCGGAGGGUCAGUACUGAGGGAGCGCCGCACUGUUGGAGGGUCAGUGCUGAGGGAGCGCCGCACUGUCGGAGGGUCAGUGCUGAGGGAGUGCCGCACUGUCAGAGGGUCAGUGCUGAGGGAGCGCCGAAAUGUCGGAGGUUCAGUGCUGAGGGAGCGCCGCACUGUCGGAGGGUGGCUCUGAGAAAUGCCUUGCGUUAUUUUCCUUCAAACCUGCACAGCCUCCUCGCACCUGAGUUUGCAAAUGAGCUCAGAGAGUUUGGUCACAUUUACAUGUACAGGUUCUGCCCACAGAUUGACAUGAGAGCGUACCCAAUCAGCCAGUAUCCCUGCAAAACCAAGGCAGCCGCAGCAAUCAUGCACAUGAUCAUGAACAACUUGGACCCUCGUGUUGCUCAGUUUCCCCAGGAGCUGGUGACGUAUGGAGGCAAUGGACAGGUCUUCAGUAACUGGGCUCAGUUCAGACUGGCGAUGUACUACCUAUCCCAGAUGACGGAGGAGCAGACUCUGGUCAUGUACAGUGGGCACCCACAUGGAUUGUUCCCAAGUCCCCGAAAUGCUCCGCGAGUGGUCCUCACAAACGGCAUGGUGAUCCCAAACUAUUCCUCCAGGGAUGAGUAUGAGAAGAUGUUUGCCAUGGGAGUGACCAUGUAUGGACAGAUGACAGCAGGAAGCUACUGUUACAUUGGCCCACAGGGGAUUGUGCAUGGCACUGUGCUGACUGUACUGAACGCGGGCCGUCGCUACCUGGGGCUGGACGAUCUCAGCGGCAAAGUGUUUGUGACAUCGGGACUAGGUGGGAUGAGUGGGGCCCAGGCUAAAGCAGCUGCUAUCAUUGGCUGUGUGGCAGUGAUUGCGGAGGUCGAUGAGGCAGCUCUGACUAAGCGACAGCAGCAAGGCUGGCUCAUGCAAAUUAGCAACAGCUUGGACCAGUGUGUCGCUCAGAUCAGGGAGGCUCGACUAAAGAAGACAGCCCUCAGUCUUGGUUACCAUGGUAAUGUGGUGGACCUCUGGGAACGGCUGGUGCAGGAGAACGAGCAGACCGGAGAGCUCCUGGUGGACCUGGGCUCGGAUCAGACUUCCUGCCACAACCCUUUCAGUGGAGGUUACUACCCUGUACAGCUCACAUUCGAGGCAGCCAAUCAGAUGAUGCAUGCUGACCCGAAAACAUUUCGCAGACUUGUCCAGGAAAGCCUGUCACGACAAGUAACUGCUAUCAACAAACUGUCAGAGAAAGGGAUGUUUUUCUGGGAUUAUGGGAAUGCUUUCCUACUCGAAGCCAAGAGAGCAGGUGCUGAUGUGGAGAAAGCUGGAGGUGGGAAACUGGAAUUCAAGUUCCCGUCAUAUGUACAGCAUAUAAUGGGCGAUAUUUUCUCUCUGGGGUUUGGGCCAUUUCGUUGGGUUUGUACCUCAGCUGACCCUGCUGACCUAAUGGUGACUGAUGCUAUUGCUACUGCAGUACUGGAGGGGAUUGCACAGGAAGCAGGGACCAGCAUUUAUGUCAAGCAACAAUACUCAGACAACAUCCACUGGAUCAGACAGGCUGCAAAGCACAACAUGGUUGUCGGCUCUCAAGCUCGGAUUCUGUAUUCAGACCAGAAAGGACGUGUGAAGAUAGCGGUUGCAAUAAACCAGGCUAUUGCUGCAGGCAAGAUCAAGGCUCCUGUGGUGAUUAGCCGAGACCACCACGAUGUCAGUGGAACGGACAGCCCCUUCAGGGAAACCUCGAAUAUUUAUGAUGGGUCGGCAUUUUGUGCAGACAUGGCGGUGCAGAACGUUAUUGGCGAUUCCUUCCGAGGGGCAACGUGGGUGGCUUUACACAAUGGUGGAGGUGUGGGCUGGGGAGAGGUGAUGAAUGGUGGCUUUGGCCUGGUCCUGGAUGGCUCUGCGGAGGCUGAGGAGCGCGCAAAUAUGAUGUUGAACUGGGACGUAUCCAAUGGGGUGACCCGUCGCUGCUGGUCUGGGAAUCGUAGGGCAUACGAGACAAUUUGCAGAACCAUGAAGGAACACAGUGGCCUGAGGGUGACCCUCCCUCACAGUGUGGAGGAUGAAGGGAUCUUGGACAGAGCCCUGCAGAAGUAGGCAUCCAGGCCAAUUCUGGUCUCCCUGCCAUGGGAAGGGUGUUGUGAAACUUGAGAGGGUUCAGAGAAGGUUUACAAGGAAGUUGCCGGGGUUGGAGGGUUUGAUCUACAGGGAGAUGCUGAAUAGGCCGGGGCUAUUUUUGAAGCUGAGGGGUGAUUUAUAUAUUUAUAAAGCCAUGAGGGGCAUGCAUAGGGAACAUAGACACGGUCUUUUCCCUGGCAUGCAGGAGUCCACAACUUGAGGACAUAGGUUUAAGGUGAAAAGGCAAAGACUUAAAAGGGACCUAAGUAACAACACUUUCACACAGAGGGUGGUGCGUGUAUAGAAUGAGCUGCCAGAGGAAGUGGUGGAGGCUGGUACAGUUACAGCAUUUAAAAGGCAUCUGGAUGGGGACAUGAAUAGGAAGGGUUUAGAGGGAUAGAGACCAAAUGCUGGCAAAUAGGACUAGAUUAAUUUAGGAUAUCUGGUUGGCAUGGACAGGUUGGACUGAAGGGUUCCAGACCCCCACCACUGUCUGGAUGAAAAAAAUCUUAUCUCAAAUCCCUUUUAAACAUCCUGCCUUUCACAUUAAAAUUGUUAUUAGCCCUUCGGCUAAGGGAACAGCUGCUGUCCAACCAUGUCCGCUCAUAAUGUUAUACACCUCUAUCAGGUCCUUUAACAAUCUCUGCUCUAUAGAUAACAACCUGAGUGUAUCCAGCCUCUCUCCAUAGCUAACCUGCUCCAUCCCAGGCAGCAUCCUGGUGAAUCUCCUCUGCACCCCCUCCGGUGCAGUCCCAUCCUUCCUAUAGUGCACUGACCAGAGUUGCACACAAUGCUCCAGCUGUGGCCCAGACAGAGUCCUGUACAGCUCUAACAUCACCUCCCUGCUCUUAUAAUCGAUGUAAUGAUCAAUAAAGGCAAGUGUCCUAUUUACCUUCUCAACUACCCUAUUAACCUGUCCUGCCACCUUCAGGGACCUGUGGACAAGUUCCCCAAGAUCCUUCUGUUUCUUUGCGCUUCCUAGUGCCCUGAGCCUACUAGUGUCUUGCCAAUCAUUGAUUGCUCCCUUGUCUUGUUCCUUCUACCAAAGUGCAUCACCUCACAUUUAUCAGGCUUACAUUCCACCUGCCACUGAUCUGCCCAUCUGACCAAUUAUUGCCCUUCUUGCUGUAACCUAACAGCUUCUCCCUCACCGUCAACUACCUGGACAAUGUGAACAAAAUGUAUUUGGAGUUCAAGACCUGUAACAAUCUGAGAAUAAAUGAAGCAUGGUAUCUGUUAAUAAGUCCCCCUCGGUUUGCUUCUCUCUCUGAGGUGUCACUGACCACAGGCUGACAAAGUGAUCACAUUGUUCAGAGGGACAUUUGAUUCCUCGUGGUAGCUGCCUGAAUAAAUGAAGUUGAACAAUCAUUGCAAAGCAUGUACCUAUAUGUUAUUAGAGAUAAUGGGAACUGCAGAUGCUGGAGAUUCCAAGAUAAUAAAAUGUGAGGC
This is a messenger RNA of Stegostoma tigrinum, 3573 nucleotides long. RefSeq names its product urocanate hydratase 1 (gene uroc1). The transcript has 20 exons. The record is from RefSeq and is a predicted model, not a curated record. NCBI's taxonomy places the organism in Eukaryota, Metazoa, Chordata, Chondrichthyes, Orectolobiformes, Stegostomatidae. Bases 295 to 2103 code for a protein of 602 amino acids. Gene Ontology annotation, biological process: L-histidine catabolic process. Gene Ontology annotation, molecular function: urocanate hydratase activity.